UUAUAACUCCUCAAAAGCACAUUGAGUCUAUUGAACUCUAAUUGAAAUUUAAAUUUGAGAAUGGAAUGGACGAUUCAAAAAUUUCGCGUAAAGAAUUUGGUAUGUGCAAACUAAUGCUUUGCUGCUUCACUAUUCUCCAUGCAGUAGGCUGUUUCAAUAGCUACAAAAUGACUCAUGGACAGCGACCGGAGUUGGGCCUCAAGCAUAAGGGAAUCUACUAUGGCUACCCGACUUCUAUUAUACAGCAUUCUUAUUUGGUGUCCAUCCAUAGCGACGACUCAUUUAUUUGCGUCGGAACUAUCGUCAGUGCGAGAUGGCUUGUCACCCUAGCAGAUUGUGAGCCUGAAGUUGGAAUGUAUAUUAGGGCCGGGAGCAGCAGCAGCAUGUCGGGGGGCUUUGUGUUCCAAGUGGACAGUGUCACACUUCACCCCAACUACGUCAGCUACACGUACGACUACAACUACGCUUGUGUUCGGAUCAACGGAACCUUCCAAUGGUCAGAGAGAGUGAACCCUCUUAAUCUGCCGAAGUUGCCACCCGCGGUCAACACGAUACUGAGUGUUGCCGGAUGGGCUUAUAGUGCUAUCGGCGAUGUGAGCAGUCUGGAUUACGAGCUGCCAUUGAUGGAGGGCAGUCUGAAGUGGAUAUCCAGGAAGAAUUGCAGAGCUGGAUGGGAGGCGUAUGGUAUCCCUGAAUGGACCAAUCGAAUGGCUUGCGUGUUAGACAAGAGUAAAACUUCCUUUUGUAACGGAGAGUGGGGCGACUCUGUAGUGAAGGAUUACGAGUUCCAUGGCAUGCUCGCUGCUGGCUCAGGAACAUGCUCCUUCUCCGACGUUCCGGUUAUGGUGGUUACCAUCGCUCCUGUUUCCAAAUGGAUACAAAAUGUGGUUGGGAAACUCGAUGUGGAACCAAUCUCCGACAUGUGAACGAAUGUUUUUGUGUAAAUGUUUGUAAUACUUCAUAAAUAACUGACUACAUCA
Molecule: messenger RNA, 980 nt
Organism: Homalodisca vitripennis (glassy-winged sharpshooter)
Lineage: Eukaryota; Metazoa; Arthropoda; Insecta; Hemiptera; Cicadellidae
Product: trypsin delta-like
Exons: 6
Coding region: 66-926 (286 amino acids)
Biological process (GO): proteolysis
Molecular function (GO): serine-type endopeptidase activity
Source: RefSeq, a predicted model, not a curated record